Perca flavescens (yellow perch) is the source of this 1081-nucleotide messenger RNA. It is a transcript of the gene tmbim4, whose product is annotated as transmembrane BAX inhibitor motif containing 4. Gene Ontology annotation, biological process: negative regulation of apoptotic process. The transcript is spliced from 7 exons. Lineage: Eukaryota; Metazoa; Chordata; Actinopteri; Perciformes; Percidae. The record is from RefSeq and is a predicted model, not a curated record. Gene Ontology annotation, cellular component: membrane. Bases 113 to 823 code for a protein of 236 amino acids.
UCGCCGACGUCACUGCAGCGUAAACACAAGUAUUUCCGUCUGGUUUCCGUAUUCUCCUCCAUCCACAGAAUCUACCUUUCUUUACCUAACGUUAGCUGAGAACAGUAACACGAUGAGUAGUGAAACAUACCCCAGGUCUUCUAUUGAAGACGACUUCAACUAUGGCACCAAUGUUGCUACAGCCAGUGUCCAGAUACGUAUGGACUUCCUCAGGAAGGUGUACACCCUGCUCAGCCUGCAGAUAAUUCUGACCACAGCCACCUCGGCCCUCUUCAUGUUCUCUCAACCCAUCAAGGAGUUUGUCCACGCCAGUCCUGCUGUGGUUUUGGUUUCGGCUCUGGGCUCUCUGGUUCUCCUGCUGGCCCUGGCCGUGUACAGACACCAGCAUCCAGUCAACCUCUACCUGCUGCUUGUAUUUACUCUGCUGGAAGCAGUUUCUGUGGCCACAGCUCUGACCUUCUAUGAAUACUCCACCGUGCUGCAAGCCUUGUUCCUGACCUGUGCUGUGUUUGCUGGACUGACAGUCUACACCUUGCAGUCCAAGAGAGACUUCAGCAAAAUGGGAGCAGGGCUGUUCGCCUGUCUGUGGAUCCUCCUCAUUGCAAGCUUCAUGAGGCUCUUCUUCAACAGUGACGGCACCGAGCUGGUCAUGGCCGGAGCCGGGGCCCUGGUCUUCUGCGGCUUCAUCAUCUACGACACCCACCUGCUGAUGAAGCAGCUCUCCCCCGAGGAGCACAUCCUGGCCUCCAUCAACCUCUACCUGGACAUUGUCAACCUCUUCCUGCACAUCCUGCGUCUCCUGGACUCCAUGAAGAAGCACUGAAAGCCGCAGGGACAGCUUCAGACUCGGCUCAGUGGGGGCCCACAGAUACGCCCGCGCUGUGAUUACCCAGGGUUCAUGUGAGUUUCUGUCCUGAAGUUGACCAAAACUGGGCUGUACCGAAUGUCUUUAUUUUCAUUUUUCUUUUUUUUUUUGUCGUCCUAUUUUAGGAUGUCAUCGCACCAACAAAGAAAAAAUCCUCAAUUAGAAUAAAAUGAUUCAACGGAUAAUUAUUAUUAUUAUUAUUAUUAUUAUUAUUAU